AUGUCAAUACACAGGUGUCGGGCAGAACGGCCUUUGCUGCAAGGCCCAUCCAUCAGGACUGACGAACCCGUUCUUUGUGCAUCGGUCUGGAAGGCAACAUCUGCGUAUCAGCCUGCACCGACAGACCCAUGCUUCUCGAAAUCAAUCUUCAAGCCUCGACGCCCAGCCUAUCUGGCUGCAGAGACAAGCAUUGUGUUGCACAUCAAAUGGGGCAUCCGCUCGCCUGUGCAGACACACUCGCAACACGCGGCCCCUGACUUCAAGUGCACUUUUUGCAUGCAACGACGUAUGGAGAGCAAGCAAUUCCCUAUGGUUCGCUUUUCCAGGCUCACCGGGCGGGCUCGUGAACAGGCUGACGGCUACACGCUUCUUGUUUGUGUGUUGAGUACGGAUACAAGACAGAGGAUACCGCCGAAGGUUUCAACGAUCUAUAUCUUGCUUUGCGGUCCGCCGCUUGAAAACGCGUGA
Molecule: messenger RNA, 468 nt
Organism: Opisthorchis viverrini
Lineage: Eukaryota; Metazoa; Platyhelminthes; Trematoda; Opisthorchiida; Opisthorchiidae
Exons: 4
Coding region: 1-468 (155 amino acids)
Source: RefSeq, a predicted model, not a curated record